GAAAGCGUCACUGACAACGGAGCAGCCCUGAGCUGAGCCUGAAGCUGAGCAGGGAAAUUCAGUUCUGGAUUUAAUUGAUUGGAAAGCCAAGAUCUGUAUUUUACAUUACUGUCAUUGUGAGGAGGCUCAGGCAACCCUUGACACGAUCAUGAUAGAUGAUUUCCUUCUAGGCAACGGACAUUGUCCCCUGAGAUGGUAUGAGAAAUGCUGAAUCGGACCAGCUGAUUUGAUGUCGCUGAGGGUGGUAUUUGGUUCCCUGCUGGACGGUGGUCUGGCUAUGAUCCCGGUCAGCGGACUGUCCUCCCAGCCCACCCGUCCUAACCCAACUCAACCGUCCUCUCAACUCAACUACACAACUCUUCAUCCCACCGCUGACACCGAAAGUCAUGGCUACCCAGCCUGGCCUCCCACCGAACGCUCCCCGAGUCCCAUCUCCAACAGCGCCCUCUCCCUGAACCUCAAGCCACCUCUGAGAUCUGCCAGCUCUCCUCAGCUCCACCGGGUGUCCAAGGGUGAUCUUCGGGAUCUGCUGUUCCUGGUACCGACUUUACCGCUCAAAGGCAUAUUUGAUAUCGGCAGUGGCCAUUAUGAUGUUGUCCUGGAUGAGAAGCAGAUCAGUUGGACUCCUCUUAGUAGGUCAAGCCAUGCCAAAGGUGAGCAGUACCCAAAGGUGAUCAAGAUCAAAGACAUCUUUGCUGUCCAGAUUCAGAGGAUACAGAGGGCGGGGCAGGAAGAUGGGGGUCAUCCCAAGGGGGUGUCUAUCUUUGUGGUACAUCCCAAGAAGGGCGUGGCCAACGGGCUUACUUGGGAGGAGAUAGUCCUUGAAUCGACCAAUGAGGGAACCUGCCAACAGUGGUUUCAGGCCAUUCUGAAGCUCAUCAAUGAAUUCACUGAGAGACCAAAGAGACUAAAAAUCUUUGUGGAUACCAUGAGAUCUGAGAAGGCCAAACAAGUCUAUGAAAAUAAAAUCAAGAUGCUAUUCCACCAUACUAGAAUGAAAACGGAUAUCGUAGAGGUCAGCCGUCAACAUCAAGUGCAAGAUGCAAUAGAUGCCAUGGAUUUUAGUGAUAUAGAUGGGGUAGUAUGUAUUGGAGGGGAUACAAUUACAAAUGAAGCAGUACAUGGGUUGCUACAGAGAGCUCAGAGGGAUGUGGGUAUAGAAAUAUCACCGGACACCCCCAUGGCGAAGUGUAGGAUUCCACUUGGUAUUAUUCCAACAGGAUUGUUCAACAUUGUAGCUCAUUCUACGCAGGGAAUCAGCAGUGCAGUGACCGCUGCACUCCAUAUUAUAUUAGGUCAUAUACAACCUGUUGAUGUGUGUUCCAUGUUCACGGAGGAAGGUUUCCUUCGGUUUGGUUUCUCUAUUAUGUAUGGAUUUGGCAGCGAUUGCUUGAGACGAGCCGUUAAGUCGCAGCAUGUUCUCAAGUCUAAAUCAGCGGAGUAUGCCAUGGCCAAGAGUCUUGUCAAGCUGAGGUCAUACAAUUGUGAAGUGAGUUAUCUUCCAUUAGACAAACGUAAUACCAUGACCACAGAGGAUUCGUCUACUUGUAUAAAAGGGUGCAAGGUAUGUGGACACGCCCCUGAUCUAACCCACCUAGUCCACUCCACGCCGAUACCCCUCCGCCCAAAGGAUAGCCCUCUGGCCCUCCGCAAGCUCACCGCCCACCACCGCCCAUCCCUUGGAACACUUGGGGCCAACCCCAACACCAAUCCCAGGUCCAGUCGUAGCUCCAGUCCUGUACCAAGCAGGCGGAGUAUGGGGGCGUCUGUUCCGUCCAUUCCCAUGAUUGCAUGGAGCGGAGAGUCCGUACACAGCUCGUCUGAAGAAUGCUUGGUGACACCAAAGAAGAAGAAUAGCAAAGAUGUUGUCAAAUCAAUUUUUAAAAGAGGCCUUGAGGCUCCCUCUUCUGCCCCCAACUCCAGGCCCAGCAGUGCAGCAUGGGGGGACCAAGACACCCCUCUACCGGGUGUGGCCGGUAUAGGGAGGGGUGCUGAUACCACCCAGAGGAACCUCAGGAAUGUCUUCACCACAGGAGCAGGUGACCGGUCUGGAGGAAUACCCUCAGUUCAGGUGACCCCUGCUUUAGGAGGUUCUAAGAGUGGUAUCGCUGGCAUGCAGAAAGGCAUCGGCAUCCUACCCACAAUAGACCCAAAUCGUUCACCUCGAUCCAAAGAAAAAUGGUUAAAAUUCCAGGAUUCUUUCACGAGCAUUGGCGUCGUAACCUUGCCCAACCGAAGCCAACUGGUACCUCGUGGUCUGGCUCCUGGUGGCCAUCUUGCCGAUGGCCAUGCUGACCUCAUCCUGGUCAGAAAGGUCAACAGGAAGGAGUUCAGGAAAUUCCUACAGCAUCAUGGGAAUGGUGAAGACCAGUUUGAUUUUCCAUUCAUUUGGAAGCAUCAGGUUAAGGCUGUUCAGAUCAGGCCCUUACUCAGUAGUGAUGAUAUGAGUUCAGCAAAGCUUGAAAAAUCAAUGAAACUAUUGACCUGGAACGUAGACAUGGAACUUAUUAGGGCAGACUUCAUUGAAUUGAGGGUUCAUCGGCAGCUUCUAGCUGUGUUUGGAGAGGGUGUUCUUGAUGACGACUUCCCAACAACAUCCUGCCGAUGCUUAUAACAUCUUGUUUCCCCUCAGAGAUUUUAUCUGCUGAACUUUUACCCUACCAUCGCUUCAUUGAUAGUUUGACAGAAUGUCAUAAAAGAACGUAUGCUGUGCUUUAUGACCCGCUGACCUUUGACCUGCUCAUCGCUUUAAUGAUACGUUUGACAGAAUAUUACAAGCAUGACACAUGCUGUGGAUUGUUGCUUGUGGAAGCAAUACUGGUAUGUUAUUCAUGCCAUGAUCCAAUGGAGAUGAGGGAUGUAGUUUGUGUUCGCUCACAUGAAAUACAAUAUGAAUAUGUGUGCAGACACGAGCAUGCAAAUUUAUUGUAUUAUGGCUAUAAAUGUCUGUCAUGUUUUUCAGAUAACAUUUUCUUGUAACCCUCUGUUUAAAUUUCUCUUUAAACAGAAUCUCAUAACCUGGCUCAUGUGACUAAAAUUCUGAUGAAUUGCUUUUGCAGCGGAGCCUUCGAUAUUUUUUCUUUAUUUCAGUGACACCAUUUUCACAGCAAAUUGGAUGAUUAUUCAAUAUCCAAUUAUAUAAUGCUGCUUAUUGCUUGUAGUAAAAUGAGGCCGACUUUCUCUUUUUGGUUAAACAGGAAUUUAUGAAAAAAUUAGAAGAGAGUGAAUAAAUUUGUCAAAUUUAGAGAACAUGGGUUUUUUAGGAUAUUUUUUUAUAUAUUUUAUUGCACUGAGGAAGAUAUUGCUCAUCACCCUUAUUUCUGAUACUGAUACCUGGGUCCCGUAACACAAAGGUUAGCGAUUGAUCGUACGCUUGAUUUUCAUGAUUGAUUGUACAUUGUAUUCAAUAGAAUCAAUCAUAGAAAAAUGUUCUACGAUCAUUGCUAAGCCUUGUGUUACGGAACCCAGGACUUGCUAUGUUGACAUAGAUUAUAUUUACAUUUAUUCUGAAGAUGAUGCUCUUUUUAUAGUAAAUUUAGUGCAUCUGAAGGCCACCGUACACCUUACGACUGUUCACGAUCCGAUUUUGGAACAAAUCGCAUUUUGCUCAUUUUCUGAAAAUGUGAAUGGAACAUAUCAUUUUAUUUAAGGUUAAUAUUAAUUGAAAGAAUACUAAUAUAACCAUUUUGAAAGAUUGCAAGCCUUUAUUUUGGAGUAAAAGCCAAAUUAAUUUCUAAUCGUACGACUGCUAUGACGUCAUAACGACUAGAUAUUAAAUUUGCUUUUAUUCUAAGAAGGAUGAUAGCAUAGUCACAGAUUUGAACAUAGGUAUUCGUACGAUGAUUUUGAACAUUACACAGUAAGAUAUUCCAAGUCUCAAUAUUAGCAUCAAAUUCUACUACGUUUUAUUCCAAAAUUGAGUCGCAGUCCAAUUGUAAGGUGUGCAGUCGCCUUUAGCGUUCUGAUGUAAUAGCUACAGUAGGCAACUACAUUUAAGAACUCAUUUCUUGCAAUCAAUUGUCUUGAUAUUGCCCUUCUCAUCGAUUCUUUUACAAAUCUUUUUUAGCUCUUUGUGAUUUCUACUGCUAUUGUGCUAUGAAUGAAAUAUGAAUUACAGUAAUUGUUUCAUGUUAUAUCUUGCCCGAUCGCAUUUAUUUAUUGUGCAAAAUUAGCCAAAACAGAUGAUUCUAUACAAGAUAUUUAUUGAAUUUAUAUUAAAACAAAUGCAUGUGCUGCUUCAUAAUGUAAAAUAUAUGAAUUUUAUUGUGAAUUAGAAAAAAUUGUUUGAUUAUAUGUAUUAUACUUAUCUUUGGUGUGCUCCUUGUUUAUCUUUGCCAGAUCUAUGAAAUUCUAUUGUUCUUUAGCCAAAAUUUACAAAAGCGGUUCGAUACUGAAAGGGAUGCAUAUAUUGCAUAACUAUGGACAAUGCAGAUUUCAUGUACAAUGCAUUUAUUCAGUAUUUAGUGCCCUUUGCAAAAUUUUGCAUUUAUUACUCAACCUUUUGAAGUGAAUACAGUGCUGAAUUUUAUGUGAAAUCUGAAUAGUCAUUGGUUUGUAUUUCCACUUGUGACUUCGGGCCAAUAUGUUGAUAUUCUUUACAACUCCAUGCUUAAAUUGCCCACCUUGAGUUUGAAUACUGUAUUAUUGUCUACAUGCAAAGUCUAGGAACGAGAAAUGUUUCAGGACUUUCCAGAAUUCCUGAUUUUCAUUCUUUAUAAAGAAAUGGUGUUCUUAGAUAUAGAAUAUAAAUCUAUGAAUUGGAAGUCUCUUCAGAUAUGCAACAAAACAUACAAAGGCACUGCCCAUGUAAACCUGAGGCAGGCCAUUGUGCCUGGAACUCAAUCCUCUCGACUCUAUGCACUACACUUGUAAAACUUCAGGAAAUCAUGCCCCCCCUGUAGAAUCUAAAGAUUUCUAACAACGAGGGCAGUCUUCAGGGUUUUGCUUGACAAAGUUCCGUUCCAGGCUUUAUAUUGUACAGCAUGCACAUAUGGGACCUGAAAGUGUUCUAGCCUCUUUUCAGGCACUGUGAGUAAAAUUGACUGGCAUCCCUGUUAUACGAGUUCUGUCAUGAAAACUUCAUCUGAAUGUGAAAUAUUGUGUUUAUGAAAGUUUUAUAUGUCGAUGAUGGCAAUAGUUUUGCCCCUCAAUAACAAGCUAAAGCCAGGGUAAUAUUAUGCAGUGCUUAUGUGCUAUAAUGUAUGUACACAUAGACAUAGUACAGUUUUUAUCAAUUUUAUCAAGACUUCUGGUUUAAAUAGUGCCUAAACCACCUGAGCUUCACACUGUCGAAACUAUGACUUUUUUUUAACCUUUAGAAAGAAGGGAAAUGCUUUAAUGCAUAAAGAAAAAGGGUUAUUUAUUGACCAGAAAUGACCACAAAUGUAAAUUUAAGAAAACUUUGUAGGAAAAAAAGAAAUAUACUGCCCUGAUUGUGUCGGCCAAGGAACUUGGUGAGAUUUAUUAUACCCACCAUGUCUAAAUAAACAUGACAUUGUUCCAUUUCCUUGCAAUAAUACCUAUAUUCUCUUUUCUCUAUGCAAAUCUUGAUCUAUACAUUUAUAUUUCAUUUAGUCUAUGCAACAUUUGUUCCUCUUGAUACCCUUGAAAUGAGUGUGUGCUAUUGUAAAUGUAAAAUGUUUCAAGGUAAUAUUUGAUUCCCAAGGAGAUAUUCUGAUGUGAUGAAUACUAUGUGAAAAGAAGAAUAGUAUUGCUAGAUCUUUACUUUCACAAUGACUUAAAUUGGGAUUUGUUUUCUCCCAUGCAAAUCAGAUAAGCUCAUGCCAUGUCCAUCUUGAAUUGAGUGUGUUCAUUUUUCUGCUUUUGCACAAGGUUUCCACCUGCAUUAUUUGGUCUCUGGUUAUCUAAAUUUGACCUUUGUCCAAUAUCUUUUUCCAUCCAAGUUCACCAAAGUUACCUCAAGUAUGACAUCCUUGGUCAUUGUAGAUUAUAACAAUUUGUUUUCUUUACUUUUGAGUAUUAUUGUCUCCUAUCUGAAAUCACACAUCAGAUGCCUGUUGGAUAAAAGAAAAACUGGCAAAUUUUUUGCCAGAGAUUUUUGGUUUGUACAUCAGAGUUUUUUUUAUAGCAAAAGUUUAAUGCAACAGGCCCCAGGGAUGUUGUUGAGCAGGCCUCGAGACCAGAUUUUUCUGGCCCUGGUCUCGGCCCUAGUCACACGUUCAAAGUCUAUGGGAGGUUUUCUCCAGUGGCCUUAUGUGACUCGGAAGUACAGGCCUUGACAACAUCCCUGUCACACGUGUGUUCAUCACUUCAUGAAGCAUCAAUCUCUUCAAUUUUUGUUAACCGACUACUUUAAGAGCUACUCAUAUGCUUGUGAAUGCAAAGUUUUAAAUGAAAAUAACAUUGAACAAUGUUUAAAGCUAAAUUACAGUAGUUGCAGUAAAACACUAAUUUCGUGAGAAAGUCUGUAAAACCAUGGACCUAUAAUAGGUCCAUGGUAAAACCAAGGUUAAGUAUGACUAUAUCAUCGUGGAUCUAGAUCUGGUACAGAUACAUAAACUGAACUUUGUGAAAUCAUAAAAUCUAAGCUGAAAUACGAUCACACUGAAGAUCGCCAACACAGAUAGGCACACGUGGGACAGUGUAUUAUUAUUGCUGGAAUAAAGACCCGACGGAAUUAAGUGACCGAAUCCGCGCUUAUUUUGCUUAUUUCUCAGCAAUUACACAAUUUCUUCCAGAAACCUUUGGCACAUAUUUUUUAUUCAUAAAAACAGACACUUGGGUGGUCAUUAUAUUAGAUUCUGUAAAAAGUCAUUUUGAGAUCGUUACCAGAACUAGAAUUUACCUUGAAUGAAUUGCUCAUCUGGGUAGAUAAUUAUUAGUUUAUGCUUCAUUCUCUGAGAAAAAAAAAGAAUCAUAUUCAUUUUCUUUGAAAUGUGUUUUUCCAAAAGUUUUGUAGCAUUUCUUGAAAUAUUGUUAUUUUUAUAAUCUCUACUUGGGAAUUGUAUAGGGUCCAUAAUGGACCCAUAAUGUUUGUUCUUCAUUUACUUAAAAAAACAUGGGUUUUUAUCAGGCGUUUUUGUUGUUUAACCAUUUUAUUUGUAUUGAAUAGUAUUAUACUAUUUGGAUUGGAUCUGAUAGUGAGUAGUUCUCAAAUCUAAAUCAUAUUUUUGUUAUUUCUUUGCAUGACUUGAAAAAAAAAAUGAGGCGUUGCCAAUUUGCCAUCACCCCUUCCACCACGUUCUUGAUGCCUGUGGAUUCAUUCUUUGUAUGAUCGCUUACAAAGGCCUUUUUAUGACACUAUCAUUGGUGGAGCAAAUCGCUGUUGAUGAAAAUGAGAACGUAAUCUUGAAUUCAAACCAUUUGGGGUUUACAAUUGCAUUCUCCAUCACUUCAAAAUCCAUUGUGUCAGCAAAAUAUUGCAGCUUGUAGUUUAUCACCUUGACUAUAUGUGUAUUCUCAUACAAACAUGCAUUUUGCACUAUAUGCCUUUAUCUUAGCUAUUUAAAUAUAUAUAUAUGCAAAUUUUAUCAGCCUUAGUCAUGUUUGAGUGUUCAAUAUAUGUAUCACAUUUCACUUUUCUAUAAUAUUGAGUUUGUAUACUGCAGGAAACUAAAGAAAUAUAUAUGUAAAACAGUGUAUUCAAAGUUCUGUCAUUUUAGUGUUUUAGAGGUAUAACACAUUCCAAUAUAAUAUUCAGUAUAAUGUACUGUGUUAAAUCAAUAACUACUUAAAUGUUUUUGAAGCUGUGUAUUUUAUUUCAAAUGUGCUUUGUCUACAAAAAUGAGUUACAUGCAUAUAAUAGAGACUAUAUAACCUUGCAUUGAAAUAAACAUGUAAUGAUUAAAGUGAA
Lytechinus pictus (painted urchin) is the source of this 7813-nucleotide messenger RNA. RefSeq lists its product as uncharacterized. Gene Ontology annotation, molecular function: ceramide kinase activity. The record is from RefSeq and is a predicted model, not a curated record. The coding region runs from base 230 to 2614 and encodes 794 amino acids. Gene Ontology annotation, biological process: phosphorylation; ceramide metabolic process. The transcript has 15 exons. Lineage: Eukaryota; Metazoa; Echinodermata; Echinoidea; Temnopleuroida; Toxopneustidae.